AUGGCUGCUGUGCCGAUUAUUGUGAUUGUGUGUAUCACGGCGGUGAAAGACGCUAUUGAGGAUUACAGGCGGACGAUUUUGGAUUUGGAUCUGAACAAUACUGCUACAGAGAUUCUUGCAUAUAACCACAACUACAAUGUGACAGACGAGAGUGUGUCGGCAUGGAGAAAGUUUAAGAAAGCCAAUACGCGGUUGAUGUUGCGGAUUAUUCGAGCCGUCAACCGACAAAGAGAGAAAAAGAAGCUCAAGAAAAUGGGUAAACCCUAUGACAGUUCUGCUAGCGGUGACCAGAUUGGCCAUGAGCUCACUAGAGCCACUACUAUUUAUUCCAUGCGCAACUCUUACUCCAUGUCGGAUAUGGGAGAUAGUACAACAAAAGACUUAGGAAACGGUAUGAGAAACAGCUAUGACGAUAGCCGGAACCCUUUUGCAGAUUCUACUGCGCAUGUCAAAGACACACCAGUUGCACCAAUUGUUGACAACACUCAUCCAUCAGCUGGAAAGGCUCGAUUUAGAAAAGAUUUCUGGAAAAACGUGCGAGUGGGCGAUUUUGUUCGGAUACGAAACAACGACGAGAUUCCCGCUGACAUUGUAGUCCUUUCGACAUCGGACGGUGAUGGAGCUUGCUAUAUCGAGACUAAGAAUUUGGAUGGAGAGUCUAAUUUAAAGGUUCGUCAGGCUUUGAAGUGUGGUGAGGGCAUCAAACAUUCCGAUGACUGCGAGAAGAGCAAGUUUUGGAUCGAGUCUGAGGGUCCAUUACCAAAUUUGUAUGCAUACAAUGGUGUGGCCAAGUGGCUCGAUAACAGUGAGAACGGUAUGGGUGAGGGUAUUGGAGGUAGUUAUGACUACCAACAUGAUCCCGAGCAAGCCACUAGAUCAGAACCAAUAUCUAUUAACAACGUGCUGUUAAGAGGCUGUUCGCUUAGAAACACCGAAUGGGUUAUCGGCGUGGUAAUUUUUACUGGUGUCGAGACCAAGAUCAUGCUCAAUGCUGGUCAAACUCCUACAAAGAGGAGUAGAAUCUCUAGAGAGUUGAAUAUUUCGGUAAUGUUCAACUUUAUUUUGCUAUUUAUUCUUUGUUUUGUAUCUGGUGUGCUAAACGGUAUAGAGUUUGGCAAGAGUAACACGUCUAUCGACUUUUUCGAAUAUGGAUCAAUUGGUGGUAGUCCUCCUGUGGAUGGUCUUGUUACGUUCUGGGCAGCAGUCAUUCUGUAUCAGUCGUUGGUUCCUAUUUCACUGUACAUUUCCAUUGAGAUUGUAAAGACAAUCCAGGCGUUUUUCAUUUACAGCGAUUACCAUAUGUACUACGAGCCCAUUGACUAUCCUUGUACGCCAAAGUCGUGGAAUAUUUCCGAUGAUUUGGGUCAAAUUGAGUACAUUUUCUCUGAUAAGACAGGUACUCUGACGCAGAACAUCAUGGAGUUCAAAAAGUGCACCAUUAACGGCAUGGCCUAUGGUAAAGCAUACACGGAGGCUAUGGCUGGAAUGAGAAAAAGAGAAGGCAUCGAUGUUGUUGAAGAAGCCCAACGCAUGAAAAUUGAGAUUGCUGCUGACAAGAAAGAGAUGAUUAGGUCAUUGCAACAGAUUAGCGAUAACAAUCAGUUGAUUGAUGAUGAGGUUACUUUUAUUUCUUCUCGGUUUGUGAAAGACCUUGCUAGUGGAGAAGAUCGAGAGCAACAGAGGGCCAAUGGCCACUUUAUGCUAGCUCUUGCUUUAUGCCAUUCGGUCUUGACUGAGAAGAGCAAGAAGUAUCCUGGUCGCUUGGACUUUAAAGCUCAGUCACCAGACGAAGCUGCGUUGGUGGCUACUGCUCGUGAUGUUGGAUUCAGCUUUUUGGAGAGAACGCAAAAAGGUGUCAUCUUGAACGUUCAAGGAGUAGAACAGGAGUAUCAAAUUUUAAACACUCUGGAGUUUAACUCUACUAGAAAGAGAAUGAGCGCUAUUGUCAAGUUCAAAUCUGGCCAGGAUGGCUGUGAGAAAGAAAAGAUUCUUCUUAUUUGUAAGGGUGCUGAUAGUGUUAUUUAUUCACGUCUGAAACCUGGUGAGCAAGAAGUUCUCCGUAAAGAGACUGCGCUACAUUUGGAACAGUUUGCUAACGAGGGUCUGCGUACGUUAUGUAUUGCCGAGCGUGAACUUACUUCUGAGGAAUACCAUGAUUUCAACCGUCGUCAUGAACUUGCUGCUGCUGCAAUUGUUAACCGUGAAGAGAAGAUUGAAGAAGUUGCAGAUGCCUUUGAACGUAACUUGACGCUCAUUGGAGGUACUGCCAUUGAAGAUAGAUUACAAGAUGGUGUUCCUGAAUCCAUUGCUCUUCUCAGUGAUGCUGGUAUCAAGCUUUGGGUUCUAACUGGUGAUAAGGUCGAGACUGCUAUCAACAUCGGCUUUUCGUGUAAUCUUCUCGAUAACUCGAUGGAGUUGCUUGUCAUUCGUGUCGACGAUAACUCAAUUAGCAGUGCUACAAGAGUCAUUUCUGAUUAUCUUUACAACUACUUUGGUAUGAGAGGUGAUUUGGAUGACUUGGCGGAAGCUAUGGAGAAUCACGACCCACCAUCACCUAAGUUUGCUGUUAUUAUCGAUGGUGACAGUCUUAAACUUGCUCUUAGUGAUGAAUUGAAGACCAAAUUCUUGCUUCUGUGUAAACAAUGCAAGUCGGUUCUAUGUUGCCGUGUGAGUCCCGCCCAAAAGGCUGCUGUUGUACGCUUGGUAAAGAACACCCUUGGUGUCAUGACUCUCUCAGUUGGUGAUGGAGCUAAUGAUGUUGCUAUGAUCCAGGAAGCUGAUGUUGGUGUGGGUAUUGCUGGUGAGGAGGGUCGUCAAGCAGUCAUGUCGUCCGACUAUGCUAUUGGGCAAUUCCGUUUCCUAACAAGAUUGCUACUGGUUCAUGGCCGAUGGUCGUAUAAGAGACUGGCGGAAAUGAUCCCCAACUUCUUUUAUAAGAACGUUGUGUUUACAUUUGCUCUGUUUUGGUAUGGUAUUGAGUCAAGUUUUGAUGGCGCUUAUCUGUUUGAGUAUACAUAUGUGAUGUUUUUCAAUUUGGCGUUCACUUCUUUGCCAGUUAUCUUCAUGGGUGUUUUGGAUCAAGAUGUUAGUGACGUUAUUUCUUUACAUGUUCCUCAAUUAUAUCGUAGAGGUAUCUUACGGUUGGAAUGGACUCAAGGCAAGUUUUGGCGAUAUAUGGUGGAUGGUUUUUACCAAUCAUUCAUUUCGUACUUUUUCCCCUAUUUCAUUUACUGGACCGGUAUGUUUGAGUCUUCCAAUGGAAGACCCUUGAAUCAUAGAUUCUGGAUGGGUUUGGCUGUUUGCUCGAUUGCCGUGCUUUCCUGUAAUCUUUACAUUUUGACCAACCAGUUCAGAUGGGAUUGGCUUUCGCUUUUGAUCAACGUUAUCAGUUCAUUGCUAGUCUAUUUCUGGAGUGGAGUUUACUCAAGUUCGACCUUUUCCGGUGAGUUUUAUAGCGCUGCCGCCGAGAUGUUGGGCUCGCUUAUUUACUGGGCCGUACUUUUGGUUGGUGUUAUAGCUGCUUUGGUACCUCACUUUUCGCUCAAGGCAUAUCAACAAAUUUUCCACCCUAGAGACAUUGAUCUCAUCAGAGAAAGAUGGUAUCUUGGAGAUUAUGAUGGCUUGGAAGAAGAAGCGGAGAACGCUAACUCAUUCCCCACUAAUAAGGGCCCUGACAUUGCUCCAUAUAAGGGCUCAUUUAUGGGCUCCUCUAUGAGCGAUGGAUCUGGUGCUACGGCCACAUCUGCUACUCCCAACUCAUUAAACAAGAGAUUAUCCAAUAGCAUGCCUUGGAAGCGCAAGUCGCAGUCUCCACAAGCAACCGACUACAGUUUCGGAAGUGACCAGCCAAGAGAAAUGACGUCUCCAGAAUACAUUCGAUUUGGAAAUGACCAGAUAAAGUCAGAGGAGUAUGAUUUUGACGCUAUCCACAAUGAUAACUCUCAGGUACCAUACCGAGCAAAUUCCUCUGCUAGAAGGCAAAGCUAUAGAAGACAGUCGGGAAUUGAUUCCCAAACCAGACAAUCUUUAGAUGUGCUGAGACAUAGCCUGCGUAUGGAACAACCAAUGCCACGGUCUUCAAUGGACAAUGGUAUCAGAACUUCAAUGGACACCUCUGACCUCACCACAGCUGAAGGACUAAUGCAUGUUAUGAGUAGAGAUUAA
Sugiyamaella lignohabitans is the source of this 4164-nucleotide messenger RNA. RefSeq names its product aminophospholipid-translocating P4-type ATPase DNF1 (gene DNF1). Gene Ontology annotation, cellular component: plasma membrane. Lineage: Eukaryota; Fungi; Ascomycota; Dipodascomycetes; Dipodascales; Trichomonascaceae. The transcript has a single exon. Gene Ontology annotation, molecular function: ATP binding; ATPase-coupled intramembrane lipid carrier activity; magnesium ion binding. The record is from RefSeq and is a predicted model, not a curated record. Gene Ontology annotation, biological process: phospholipid translocation. Bases 1 to 4164 code for a protein of 1387 amino acids.